CACAUACAGUGCAACAUGGGUAAUACAUUUUGGCUUCGGAGCCGUCGGGACACAAUCCCAAAUGAUCCAUUUUCAGCAGCCUGCAUGGCAUGGGGUUUGUCCCCGCAAAAUCUCACAACGUCCGCAUCCGCAAACCCCCACCGACACCACACUCACCACCCCUCACUUUUACACGCGCAUUUUCGCGAAGGCCAUGUCGCGUUUGCUUGUUUGGCCUUUGGCCACCCUCCCUUUCCCUUUCCCUUUCUUGCUCCCCGUCUGCGCAAAGCGUGUCAGCCCUCGGACUCGCUCCACGAUACUGAUGACGGGCUGAUUCAGAAGGGUUGGGGCUGACGCGGAAAUUUCACGCUAAACGUUGGUCUGCUCGCUUUGAGCGGUAUCAAAACGUAUAUAAAGCUUUCGGCCGCUUCCCGUGCCCCCGCCGGGCCUGACAGCGAACGUCAGCCGUCCCCUCUGCAACAGAAUCCCAACAGCAUAACCGAAGCAGCACUCCGAUGGCUGUUUCGGCGUGGCCUCAACUCGCUGCCGCCGCCGCCGCAGGUGCAUCAAUACAGCCAACGUCGGCGCAAAAGGGUAUGUGUGCUCACCAUCGAUGGAGCAGAAACCCUGUCCCAGCCCUUGCGGCGGCCGCCGAUGCUCCAAAGCAACAUCAGCAGCCCCAUCAGCAGCAACAGCAACAGCGACAGCAGGACUCUAGCACGACAACCCCAGUAUCCGCUCAACUAGUCUCCCAGUUCGUAUGCCUAGUCGUACAUCGAACAUGGCCGCACCGGCCAGGGAUGAGCACCCCAGGCCGGCCACACCCCUCCUUCCUCUCCUUUGUCUCGCGCAUUCAACGAACCUCCGGCGUCUCCUCCAUCGUCCUCUUCCUCUCCCUUCUCUACAUCGUCCGCUUCCGCCGCGCAUCCUCCCCAACCAUCAGUAGCAACAGCGGCGUCCCCGACUCGAUAUCUGCGCUCGACGGUAACAGUUUCGGAAACCAGGCCGCAUUAUCCGAAGCGAGACUCGUCACAGCCGCCGUCAUCCUCGCCCAAAAGUUCACCGACGAUAAUCGCUUCACCAACAAAACGUGGGCCGAGCUCACCGGCUUUGCGCUGGCGGACAUCAACAAAAUGGAGACGGACUUCCUCGCUAAGAUAGACUUCAAGCUGCAUGUCGGUGAGGAGGAGUUUCGGUCGUGGGUGCGGUACUGCAAGGCAUGGGCGAGCCAGCUGGGCGUCUCGCUGGAAGAGGAUCCGAACUCUACAUCCCCGUCAAAGGCUUCCCCGCAAACAACGUCCACGAUUCCAUCCACCAUCCCCGCAAACCUUCCGCCACUUCCAACUGCGAGGUCAUCACAGCAACAGCAACAGCACGCCACGAUGGUCGGCUAUUACCGCAAACGCAAAGUGGAGCAACCUGACCCUCUCGCUUUCCACCCGGACUUCGUCCCGCGCAAGAUCCCCCGCACCCCAUCGGCCGACAUUCCCCACAUGCAUCAACACGCCCACCAUCAAACCCGUCGAGCAGCUUGGUCCGCCAGCAACACGGGCAUCAACAACUCCGGCGGCCUACCCAACAACUUCGCAUACCCGAUGCCCACGAUGCUCAUACCCGGCUCUCAACAAACACCACAAGCACAACAAUACAUCCAAAUGCCCGCAUACAACAUCAACAGCAAUCACCCGCUCGCGCUCCAUCCCGUAUACCCCAUGCCGCUGCAGUGUUACCUCCCGCCGUACUAGGCGAGUGACAUUCCAUCGCAGCACACAGACGCUUUUUUGCCUGCACGCCGCUCUAUACCAGUAUCAUCGUCUGUUCCGGAGAUGGGCAUUUCAACCGAUUUUGUUUUCACGUUACCCCCCAAGUUAUGACUUCUAAACACCGCCCCACCCCCGCCUUUUCACUUUGUGUACCAUAUUUUUGUUUGAUUCUCCUUGUAUAUGCUCUAGAGUAAAUUAAAUUUUGAACGAUCGACGGGGUAUUCCCCAAACAACAACUGCUUGC
Messenger RNA from Fimicolochytrium jonesii, 1986 nucleotides. RefSeq lists its product as uncharacterized. Gene Ontology annotation, molecular function: cyclin-dependent protein serine/threonine kinase regulator activity; protein kinase binding. The transcript has a single exon. Gene Ontology annotation, biological process: regulation of cyclin-dependent protein serine/threonine kinase activity. Lineage: Eukaryota; Fungi; Chytridiomycota; Chytridiomycetes; Spizellomycetales; Powellomycetaceae. Bases 495 to 1724 code for a protein of 409 amino acids. Gene Ontology annotation, cellular component: cyclin-dependent protein kinase holoenzyme complex; nucleus. The record is from RefSeq and is a predicted model, not a curated record.